GUUUUCCCAAGUGUAAAAAUAACUGCAUUAUCGCAACAGCAUUAUUUAUUGUGGGAAACAUAGUAAAAAAAGGCUAAACAAAAAUAAAAGGAGGCGGAAUAAAAAACUCUAAAAAAUUGGUAUACACUUUUUUGUAACUUCUAUCUCCUAACAUAGUUUCAGUAUCUUUCCAUAUUAAUAUGUAUAAAAUUUUAAAUAGCUGCACAGCACUUAGAUGUACCUACAGAAUACACAACCGAUUUCUUAGAACUGGGCAUUUUGUUAGUUUUACUUUACUAUUCUAAGUAACUCUGGGAGGCACAUGAACACCUUUAAGGCUACAGUAAUUUCCUUUUUUUCUGGGAUUCCAGUAGAGUAUGAUGGCGUUUCUUCUCCAAAAGGGGAUUAUGUGGGCAUUAUCAUUACAAAGAAAAGAGAGAAAAUCCCCUUGUGACGGCUAGAAAUGCGAUCUCAUCACUUUAGGGGCGCGUUCUAGAUUUACUCGGAAUCCCUGCGCUUGCGGGAGAGGAGAUUCUGCAAGGGCGCCUCCCACAGCCUGACCUCCGCCAAGGUGACGCGGAGGAAGGACAGCCGCAGGAGCGGACUCAUCAGACAUGUGUCUUCACGCGCAUGCGCGGGCUUACUGAACGCGCGUGGGCGGGCUUACGGGAACGCGCAUGCGCGUACUUAGGGAACGCGCGGGCGCAGGUUUAAGUGAACGCGCGUACGCAAGCGCGCAUUGUCGCCACCGACGUCGGCUGCACGAGUCGCCAGAGGACUUAGUGGAAGGCAUUGGCUUAGUGACUCCUCUUGGUGUUGGAACUCAACUGGUAUGGGACCGCUUGAUCCGAGGAGAGAGUGGCAUUAUCUCACUGGUUGGUGAAGAAUAUAAGAGUAUCCCUUGCCAUGUUGCUGCUUUUGUGCCAAGAGGUUGUGAUGAAGGUCAGUUCAAUGAACAAAACUUUGUGUCCAAAUCAGAUCUCAAGUCCAUGUCUUCCCCCACCAUUAUGGCCAUUGGGGCUGCAGAGUUAGCCAUGAAAGACUCCAGCUGGCAUCCUCAGUCAGAAGCUGAUCAAGUGGCUACCGGUGUUGCGAUUGGCAUGGGAAUGGUUCCUCUUGAAGUUGUUUCUGAAACUGCUUUGAUGUUUCAGACAAAAGGUUACAAUAAAGUCAGCCCGUUCUUUGUCCCGAAGAUUCUGAUCAACAUGGCAGCAGGCCAGGUCAGCAUUCGAUACAAACUCAGGGGCCCCAAUCAUGCAGUCUCUACAGCCUGUACCACAGGAGCCCAUGCUGUGGGAGACUCCUUUAGAUUAAUAGCCCAUGGUGAUGCUGAUGUGAUGGUGGCUGGAGGUACAGAUUCUUGCAUUAGCCCUUUAUCUCUUGCUGGCUUUGCCAGAGCCCGUGCUCUGAGCACAAACCCUGAUCCUAAGUUGGCAUGUCGACCAUUUCAUCCAAAGAGAGAUGGUUUUGUAAUGGGAGAAGGUGCAGCUGUGCUGGUGCUGGAAGAACAUGAACAUGCAGUUCAAAGAGGAGCCCGGAUCUAUGCAGAAAUUUUGGGCUAUGGACUCUCAGGUGAUGCUGGUCACAUUACUGCCCCCGACUCUGAAGGAGACGGUGCCUUAAGAUGUAUGGUUGCUGCUGUAAAGGAUGCAAACGUACAGCCCGAAGAGAUAUCCUAUGUGAAUGCACAUGCUACUUCCACACCACUAGGAGAUGCUGCUGAAAACAAAGCUAUCAAACGUCUUUUCAAAGGCCAUGCACAUGCCCUCGCCAUUUCCGCAACUAAGGGAGCCACAGGACAUCUGCUGGGAGCUGCAGGGGCGGUUGAGGCAGCGUUUACUGCUCUGGCUUGUUAUUAUCGACAACUACCACCUACUUUAAACCUGGAUUAUACAGAACCAGAAUUUGAUCUCAAUUAUGUUCCACUGAAGGCACAGGAAUGGAAAACUGAGAAAAGACGUAUCGGACUCACCAAUUCCUUUGGUUUUGGUGGUACUAAUGCAACACUUUGCAUUGCUGGCAUGUAGGACAGGCAAAUCAUUUGUGUUUUUUAAUGUUAUAAACAAACUUCAUGAAGUGGAGAAAUACUAUGUUUCUAUAAAUGCAUAUACUUUUA
Messenger RNA from Myotis davidii, 2095 nucleotides. It is a transcript of the gene OXSM, whose product is annotated as 3-oxoacyl-ACP synthase, mitochondrial. Lineage: Eukaryota; Metazoa; Chordata; Mammalia; Chiroptera; Vespertilionidae. Bases 657 to 2006 code for a protein of 449 amino acids. The transcript has 3 exons. Gene Ontology annotation, biological process: fatty acid biosynthetic process. The record is from RefSeq and is a predicted model, not a curated record. Gene Ontology annotation, molecular function: 3-oxoacyl-[acyl-carrier-protein] synthase activity.